This is a messenger RNA of Amphimedon queenslandica, 2013 nucleotides long. RefSeq names its product homeodomain-interacting protein kinase 2-like. Gene Ontology annotation, cellular component: cytoplasm; nucleus. The coding region runs from base 63 to 1874 and encodes 603 amino acids. Gene Ontology annotation, biological process: peptidyl-serine phosphorylation; peptidyl-threonine phosphorylation. The transcript has 7 exons. Lineage: Eukaryota; Metazoa; Porifera; Demospongiae; Haplosclerida; Niphatidae. The record is from RefSeq and is a predicted model, not a curated record. Gene Ontology annotation, molecular function: ATP binding; protein serine/threonine kinase activity; protein tyrosine kinase activity.
UAUAAACCUACUUGUAGGUGUGGCCCAUCAAACAAAGAAGAGAGAGAGAGAAGGAACUGCUAAUGGCGUUAGAACAGCAGAGGGUACCUCUAGGUAGCAAUAAAUGGAGCAGUUGCUUAUGGCAGGCGGAAAGAGGCCCUGCUGGUUUCAUUCUACCCCAAGCACAGGUCGAUAAAGGAGAGGUAGACCAGACUAAACUAGGAGGAGGACCAUCAGGAGAUUAUCCCGUGAGCAUCAGGGAGCUCAUACCAUCCCCCACUUCAGUUUAUGACGUGUUAGACAGACUAGGUAGGGGUACCUUUGGUCAGGUGGUGCGGGCCUGGAAGAAGAACACUUCAGAGAUUGUGGCCAUAAAGAUACUCAAGAGCACUCCUUCCUAUGCCAAGCAAGGACAGAUGGAGGUUGACGUUUUAUCGAAACUGAGUCGACUCUCGCCUGAUGAAGGAUCUUUUGUAAAAGCGUACGAGAGUUUCCAACACCACGGACACAUCUGUAUAGUGUUUGAGUUGCUUCACAUCAAUCUUUAUGAUUAUUUAAAACAAUCUCGGUUCGACCCUCUGCCUUUAAAAUAUAUCAGACCAAUUGCUCAACAGGUUCUAUGUUGUCUUGAGAAGCUAGCUUCACUGGGUUUGGUACAUGCUGACUUAAAACCAGAGAAUAUAAUGUUAGUAGAUCCACAGAGGUAUCCUUUCAAAGUGAAGGUAAUAGACUUUGGGUCUGCUAUGUCACGUGAUAAAACCAGCCCCUCCUGUUACCUCCAGAGCAGAUACUACAGGGCCCCCGAGGUUAUUCUUGGUGUUAAUUUCAACGAAGGUAUUGACAUGUGGUCUCUUGGCUGUGUCUUGGCUGAGCUUUAUUUGGGUUGGCCUUUGUUCCCUGGGGCUAGUGAGUUUGACCAGAUCACUUACAUUUGUCAGACACUAGGACCACUCCCUCAUCAUCUCAUGAGGAACAUCACCAAAGCAACGAGAUUCUUUAAUUGUGACCCUGUCACUAGCACUUGGUCUCUUAAGUCAAUCAGUCAAUACACUCAGGAGACUGGCAUUCAAUCAAAGGAGUCUCGGAAAUAUAUCUUCAGAUCUUUACUGGACAUGAACCACCUGCCCCCACUAGCGGCUGGCAUUGAUAAUAGAGAGGCUAUCCUCACGUCAGUGGAUCGGAUGGAGUUCAUAUCACUUCUCUCUCGCAUGCUGUCCCUGGACCCUACCCAAAGGAUCCGCCCCCUCUCAGCUCUACAGAGUCCGUUCAUAACAAUGCAGCACCUGGCGACCCACACCAACACACAGACAGUGUGGAGCUGGAUACAAGCAAUGGCUGUCUGUCACCAGCCACGCCUCUCGACCACACCCCUCAGUAUAAACACUCAUCCUUCAUUGCAGCUACUGGGCCAUACAGGACUAACAGGAGGUGGGGUCCUACCCACGUCAUGUUGCCGUCAAUCAUUACAAACUGGCCUCUAUCAAACUGCUGUCAUACCUCAUAACGGAGCUCAUCUGGUAUGUCAUGUUGCUCCUUCAACAUUUGGAUAUCUCCCAGUCUCUCACUCUCACCUCAUUCAGACCCACCAGAGAGAGACUCACCCGGUACUGACUACUGGUCAGUGGAUACUGGAACCAACAACAAGACUACAACAACAACAACAACAACAACAACAACAACAACAACAACAUGGAGGAGGAGGAGGAGGAGGUGUUUAUGCUCAUCAUUUGUGUACUUGUCAUCAACACAGUCAGUCACAACAGCAGGCAAGGAAUCAAGUGAUAUUACCUUCUGAUCAAGUGGUUACUGCAGCAACUCAUCUUCCAACUGAUUCCAUUACUAAUAAGCUCCUCCCACUUCAGCUCCCGGCUUAUCAUCCAUUUAGUCGUCUCUAAUUAAAGGGACAACAGUGGGUGUGGUUGAUAAAGGGAGUGGUUUAUUUCUCGUAUCUUUUUGUCAUUGAUUAAUUAUUGCCUAAUGUAGGCAGUGACAUUCACAAUUUUUGUAUGUAUAUUGUAAUUUUAUUAAUAACUA